Cantharellus anzutake is the source of this 840-nucleotide messenger RNA. Its product is annotated as ras-domain-containing protein. Gene Ontology annotation, molecular function: GTPase activity; GTP binding. Bases 1 to 699 code for a protein of 232 amino acids. The record is from RefSeq and is a predicted model, not a curated record. Gene Ontology annotation, biological process: regulation of endocytosis. The transcript has 6 exons. NCBI's taxonomy places the organism in Eukaryota, Fungi, Basidiomycota, Agaricomycetes, Cantharellales, Hydnaceae. Gene Ontology annotation, cellular component: endosome.
AUGAAGUUUGUCAUAAUCGGAGAGUCGGGGACGGGGAAAUCGUGCUUGCUACAUCACUUUGUCCGGAAUACUUUCAGGGAGCAAUCUGCGCAUACAAUUGGUGUCGAAUUUGCCAGUCGAAUAGUCAAAAUUGGUGACAGACGAAUAAAGCUUCAGCUAUGGGACACAGCGGGGCAAGAACGCUUUCGAUCCGUCACCCGUAGUUACUAUCGUGGUGCUGCAGGUGUCAUCCUGGUGUUCGACAUAACACGCCGAUGUACCUUUAGUCCUCUCCAACGGUGGCUAGAUGACGCCCGCGCACUUGCCUCCCCACAGGCUUCUAUCGUUCUCGUUGGCGCCAAAUGUGAUAGGGAAGAAGAUCGCGAAGUCAGCUGGGAUGAAGCCAGUCGGUGGGCAGCCGAACGUCAGCUUCACUAUCUCGAGUCCUCCUCUCUCACGGCAUAUCAAACGACCGCCCCAUUCCUACACUUAACUCGUUCCAUCCUCCUCUCUAUAGAAUCUGGUCUGCUCGACCCGUCCUCCCCUGGAUCAGGUGUAUCUUAUGGUGAUCGGCAUCUCAGGCUACGGAGGGCUCGAAGCGGCUCGACGUGGAGCGAUGGUGAUGAAAGUGGGAGGUUGAGCGUGUUGCUCAUGAGCGAAGAAGGCAGAGGACGUAGAACACUCUGGUUUGGCAGGGGGAGGGGGGGGAAAUGUUGUUGAAUAUCUUAUUACCGACUUGAGUUCUUACCUGCGCACUUGCUACCCUCAGUAUAGUUGUGGCAUCCUCCACAUAUAUAUUUGUACCUUCGCUUCAUCUAAUUUUUCUAACGUUGGAGGCAAUAGACUUCACAGAAUUCAUGG